Messenger RNA from Spinacia oleracea (spinach), 1239 nucleotides. Its product is annotated as ataxin-3 homolog. Gene Ontology annotation, biological process: protein deubiquitination. Bases 149 to 955 code for a protein of 268 amino acids. Gene Ontology annotation, molecular function: cysteine-type deubiquitinase activity. Gene Ontology annotation, cellular component: nucleus. Lineage: Eukaryota; Viridiplantae; Streptophyta; Magnoliopsida; Caryophyllales; Amaranthaceae. The record is from RefSeq and is a predicted model, not a curated record. The transcript has 2 exons.
CACACCAGAACUUGAAGAAGUAACGAUAAAUCAGAGCAAAGUAAAAAUUUCAAUUUCCGCUGAAUUUAGGGUUUCUCCUUUGACAAAAUUCUGAAAUUCGUGGUCAAUUGCAGAGUGUGUGGAAGCUUUUUUAGGACGGGGAGAGAGAAUGGAAGGUCCGAGCAAUGGUGGAAUGCUGUACCACGAAGUCCAAGAAGCAAAGCUCUGCGCUGUGCAUUGCGUCAAUACUGUAUUACAGGGCCCUUUUUUCUCGGAGUUCGAUUUGGCCGCACUCGCUUCCGAUCUUGACCGGACGGAGCGGCAGAUGAUGACGCAAAAUAGCGUUGGUGCGGGUGAUUUCGGGUCUGCAGAGUCCCACAAUGUCUCAUUGGGUGGCGAUUUUAGCAUCCAGGUCUUGCAGAAAGCCUUGGAAGUGUGGGAUUUGCAGGUUAUACCUUUAGAUUCGCCAGUGGCGGAACCAGCUCAGGUUGAUCCUGAGCUGGAAAAUGCCUUCAUAUGCCAUUUGCAGGAUCACUGGUUUUCAAUAAGAAAGGUGAAUGGGGAGUGGUAUAAUUUUGAUAGCUUAUAUGCAGCUCCAGAGCACCUUUCCAAGUUCUACCUAUCUGCUUAUCUGGACUCACUAAAAGGUGCUGGAUGGAGUAUCUUCCUUGUGAGGGGAAACUUCCCAAAGGAGUGUCCUCUUUCAUCGGAAGCUUCCAAUGGUUUUGGUGAGUGGCUAACUGCUGAAGAUUGUGUUAGGAUAUUAAAAGCCUGCAACUCAAAGGGUGAAUCCUCACGUGCCGUUGAUCCAGUUAGGAGGGAGCCUUCUGAUCAAUUCCCAUCACUUUCAGACGCACAACUUCUUGCAAUGGAGGAUGAAGAUCUAAAAGCUGCUAUAGCUGCCAGUUUGAUGGAUUCUACACCUUCCAUACCCAACUCAGAUUCAAGUGACCCUUCUACUGAGAAAUCAAGUUGAGUCCUGUUGUUCAGUAAGAUAUAGUUGUACUCCGUUGUAUGUCUUUCAAUAGGAUGCAUGAACUCCUUCGUGCAUCAAAUAUACGUAUCGUGGGAUUCCUUCAUAUCUUACUGAACAAUAUAUGUUGCAUAAACUAUUCUGCCACUGAUUAAUAACCUUUAAAGGAUUUCGGUUGAAAGGUAGAAAUUCAAACUUUCCCCCUUUCCCUUCCUGGUGUAACAUAAUGUAAUUUCCUGCGUGUACGGUACAUUUGUUUUUAUUACAACGUUCUUUUUUAAUUGAAA